Messenger RNA from Hibiscus syriacus, 393 nucleotides. Its product is annotated as basic blue protein-like. The record is from RefSeq and is a predicted model, not a curated record. The transcript has 2 exons. Lineage: Eukaryota; Viridiplantae; Streptophyta; Magnoliopsida; Malvales; Malvaceae. Gene Ontology annotation, molecular function: electron transfer activity. The coding region runs from base 1 to 393 and encodes 130 amino acids. Gene Ontology annotation, cellular component: plasma membrane.
AUGGCAACAACAAUCCUCCCAGCAGCAGUAUUGGCCAUCAUAACGUUGCUUCAGUUUCAGGCCAUUGAUUCAACACCGGUCACUUAUCAUGUUGGAGAUGAAGAAGGUUGGGACCUGUCUAUUGACAUGCAAAGCUGGACUCGAGGAAAAAACUUUCAUGCUGGUGAUUUUCUCGUUUUUGAAUUUGAUGAUCAGAGGUUCGAUGUGGCGCUGGUGAAUGAAGAAGGGUUUGAUACCUGCACUGUUAACGCUGGGGCAAAAGUGUUGGACUCUGGCAGUGAGAAAGUCCAACUGGCGUUCGGAGCUAAUUAUUUCAUCGAUAGUGUUUCCGACAUAUGUGCCGGUGGUUUGAAGAUGGCCAUCAACGCCACUGCACCACCACCCUUGUUUUAG